AUGGGAGCCAAGACUUCAAAACUUUCCAAGGACGACCUGACAUGUUUGAAACAAUCCACUUAUUUUGAUAGGAGAGAAAUUCAACAAUGGCACAAAGGGUUUCUCAGAGAUUGCCCUAGUGGUCAAUUAACUAGGGAAGACUUUGUUAAGAUAUAUAAGCAGUUUUUUCCCUUUGGUUCUCCUGAGGAUUUUGCUAAUCAUCUUUUCACUGUUUUUGACAAGGAUAACAAUGGAUUUAUACAUUUUGAAGAGUUCAUCACUGUUUUGAGCACCACAUCCAGGGGUACUAUGGAGGAGAAGCUGAGCUGGGCCUUCGAGCUUUAUGAUUUGAAUCAUGAUGGAUACAUCACCUUCGAUGAAAUGCUGACUAUUGUGGCGAGUGUUUAUAAGAUGAUGGGGUCUAUGGUCACGUUGAAUGAAGAUGAAGCUACACCGGAGUCAAGGGUCAAGAAGAUAUUCAAGUUGAUGGAUAAGAAUGAGGAUGGUUACAUUACGCUGGACGAAUUCAGGGAGGGUUCUAAAGUUGAUCCCUCUAUUAUUGGUGCAUUAAACCUAUACGACGGGUUAAUAUGA
Saccharomyces mikatae IFO 1815 is the source of this 573-nucleotide messenger RNA. It is a transcript of the gene FRQ1, whose product is annotated as frequenin. The transcript has a single exon. The coding region runs from base 1 to 573 and encodes 190 amino acids. Gene Ontology annotation, cellular component: cytosol; intracellular membrane-bounded organelle; membrane. Lineage: Eukaryota; Fungi; Ascomycota; Saccharomycetes; Saccharomycetales; Saccharomycetaceae. The record is from RefSeq and is a predicted model, not a curated record. Gene Ontology annotation, molecular function: calcium ion binding.